Molecule: messenger RNA, 2240 nt
Organism: Fukomys damarensis (Damara mole-rat)
Lineage: Eukaryota; Metazoa; Chordata; Mammalia; Rodentia; Bathyergidae
Gene: Tbc1d14
Product: TBC1 domain family member 14
Exons: 14
Coding region: 85-2148 (687 amino acids)
Source: RefSeq, a predicted model, not a curated record
GCCCGUUCGUGCCCCUUCCCCCGCCCAGCCGCUUCCCACUUCCAAGAUGGCUGCGAGUGGAGCGGAACAGUUUCUGGGACCAAGAUGACUGAUGGAAACCUUUCCACCUCUACAAAUGGCAUAGCCCUGAUGGGCAUUCUGGACAGGCGGCCGGGAAACACGCUUCAGAGCCUGCAGCACACGAGCGUCACGGCGCCGGAGUACAGGCCCAGGCUGAAGCUCGAGGUCUUGGAAGACCGGGACAGCCUUCAGUCGGUGGACUCCGGCAUCCCUACCCUGGAGAUCGGCAACCCCGAGCCUGUGCCCUGCAGUGUGGUCCACGUGAAGAGGAAGCAGUCGGAGUCUGACAUUGCCCCCGAGCGGGCCUUCCAGAGUGCGUGCCCGCUGCCUUCCUGUGCGCCCCCGGUCCCCAGCGGUGCCGAGCGGGAGCAGGUUGUGCGGAAGUCCUCCACCUUCCCCAGGACCGGCUACGACGCGCUGCGGCUCUGCAGCCCCACCGCCAAGGCCCUGAGCCGCAGUGACGAUGUCUCCCUGUGCAGCGUGUCGAGCCUCGGCACCGAGCUGUCCACCACGCUGUCUGUCAGCAAUGAGGACAUCCUGGACCUCCUGGUCGCCAGCAACUCCAGCGCCAUCGUGACCCUGGAGAGCGAUGACAACCUGCAGUUUACCGACGUCACACUGAGCUCCACUGAGGAGACCGGUGAGGCGCACCCUCCCGGCUGUGCUGCAGACUCCCAGGAGGGGAGGGAGCCCAAGCUGUUAGGACCGCUAAGCAGCUUCUUUACGAGGAAUUUGCUUGCUAGAAAACAAAAUGCAAGACUUGACAAACAAAAUGACUUGGGAUGGAAGUUAUUUGGAAAAGUACCACUCCGAGAGAAUGCUCAGAAAGAUUCAAAGAAAAUACAAAAGGAAAAUGAAGACAAGGCUGGAAGACCUAGCCGGCCACCUUCGCCGAAGCAGAAUGUGAGGAGGAAUCUUGAUUUUGAGCCUCUUUCCACCACCGCCCUCAUCCUCGAGGACAGACCAGCCAAUCUCCCUGCGAAGCCAGCUGAUGAAGCCCAGAAGCACAGGCAGCAGUAUGAGGAGAUGGUGGUGCAGGCCAAGAAGCGAGAGCUCAGAGAGGCCCAGCGGAGGAAGAAGCAGCUGGAGGAGAGGUGCAGAGUGGAAGAAAGCAUCGGAAACGCUGUCCUCACCUGGAACAACGAGAUCCUGCCCAACUGGGACACCAUGUGGUGCUCGCGUAAGGUGCGUGACCUGUGGUGGCAGGGGAUCCCGCCCAGCGUGAGAGGCCGAGUCUGGAGUUUAGCUAUCGGCAACGAGCUGAACAUCACCCACGAGCUCUUCGACAUCUGCCUUGCCCGGGCCAAGGAGCGGUGGCGGUCCUUCAGCGCUGCGGGCGCCGAGGCAGAGAACGAAGAUGCUGGGUUUUCAGCAGCAGACAGAGAGGCCAGUCUGGAGCUCAUUAAACUGGACAUUUCCAGAACAUUCCCUAACCUCUGCAUUUUCCAGCAAGGCGGCCCGUACCAUGACAUGUUGCACAGUAUUUUGGGCGCUUAUACUUGUUACCGGCCAGAUGUGGGUUACGUACAGGGCAUGUCCUUUAUAGCCGCAGUGUUGAUCUUGAACCUAGAUACUGCAGAUGCCUUUAUCGCUUUUUCUAAUCUCUUGAAUAAACCCUGUCAAAUGGCGUUCUUCCGAGUGGACCAUGGCCUUAUGUUGACUUAUUUUGCUGCAUUUGAGGUAUUCUUUGAAGAGAAUUUGCCGAAAUUAUUUGCUCAUUUCAAGAAAAACAACUUAACUCCAGACAUCUACCUAAUUGAUUGGAUCUUCACCCUGUACAGCAAGUCCCUGCCCCUGGACCUGGCCUGCCGCAUCUGGGACGUGUUCUGCCGGGAUGGGGAGGAGUUCCUCUUCCGCACGGCCCUGGGUAUCCUGAAGCUGUUCGAGGACAUCCUGACCAGGAUGGACUUCAUCCACAUCGCCCAGUUCCUGACCCGGCUGCCUGAGGACCUGCCGGCAGAUGAGGUGUUCGUGGCCAUCGCCACCGUGCAGAUGCAGAGUCGGAACAAGAAGUGGGCACAGGUGCUGGCAGCGCUGCAGAAGGACAGCCGGGAACAGGAGAAGGGCAGCCCGGCGCUCAGGCACUGAAGCUGCAGGCCCUUGCACUGCCCCAAGGCACAUCCUGGUGGCGCCACUGUCUGCACCUGGCUGCGGAGCGAACAGGGGCUCUUGGAACCUUU